Molecule: messenger RNA, 411 nt
Organism: Cladocopium goreaui
Lineage: Eukaryota; Dinophyceae; Suessiales; Symbiodiniaceae
Source: the annotation of a GenBank genome assembly
AUGGGGGAUGUGACGUUGGCAUACAAUCCGAGCAUGCCUGAGGAUGGCUGGAGAGCUGUUGUGGCAGAUUCAGCAGAUGUCAAGGUUGGCGGCUCCUCCUGCUGCACUUCUUGGGGCUGCGAGCUAAUUGUGGCCUCGGGAAGGCCCACACCCUUUGCGCGGCAGGUGGCUGCAUUUCGCUUUCACAAGUCCGCCUCAGAUCCACUCUGGUAUCAUGGCGCCUGGCGACAACUCCCGGAGCUCCAGUACGCCCGGGUGGGAGGUGCCAUGGCGGUCAUGGAUGGCCUGCUGUACAUCACCGGCGGCGUCUGUGAGUCGACGGGGCAAUUCCAGGAUACUGCGGAGCGUUUGGACAGCGACGGCCAGGAGUGGAGGAGCAGCUGGACCAGAAAUGGGAUACAUCUCCGGUGA